This is a messenger RNA of Pteropus alecto (black flying fox), 2109 nucleotides long. RefSeq names its product ADP ribosylation factor like GTPase 6 interacting protein 5 (gene ARL6IP5). The transcript is spliced from 3 exons. Gene Ontology annotation, biological process: negative regulation of transport. Bases 127 to 693 code for a protein of 188 amino acids. Gene Ontology annotation, cellular component: membrane. Lineage: Eukaryota; Metazoa; Chordata; Mammalia; Chiroptera; Pteropodidae. The record is from RefSeq and is a predicted model, not a curated record.
GCUCUCCAACCGCAGAGCCGACAGAGGCAGAGCUGCUGUCAUCUCUAACUUAGCUCAGCUGAUCAGUUGCUGCCGCCGCCGCCGCCAAAUUCCAGAGGCAAAGAACAAGAAGCUGAGAGACCAGCCAUGGACGUGAAUAUCCCCCCGCUCCGAGCCUGGGACGAUUUCUUCCCAGGUUCUGACCGCUUCGCCCGGCCGGACUUCAGGGACAUUUCUAAAUGGAACAACCGCGUGGUGAGCAAUCUGCUCUAUUAUCAGACCAACUACCUGGUGGUGGCUGCCAUGAUGAUUUCUGUUGUGGGGUUCCUGAGCCCCUUCAACAUGAUCCUCGGAGGAAUUGUGGUGGUGCUCGUGUUCACGGGGUUUGUGUGGGCAGCCCACAAUAAAGACAUACUUCGCCGCAUGAAGAAGCAAUACCCCACAGCCUUUGUCAUGGUGGUCAUGUUGGCUAGCUACUUCCUCAUAUCCAUGUUUGGAGGGGUCAUGGUCUUUGUGUUUGGCAUCACUUUUCCUUUGUUGUUGAUGUUUAUCCAUGCAUCAUUGAGACUUCGAAACCUCAAGAACAAACUGGAGAAUAAAAUGGAGGUAAUAGGUUUGAAGAGGACACCAAUGGGCAUUGUCCUGGAUGCCCUGGAACAGCAGGAAGAAAACAUCAGCAAACUCACUGACUAUAUCAGUAAAGUGAAGGAAUAAACAUAGUUGACCUGGUGAUAGGGCUGCAGAAGUCGAAUUGCAGUUUGCCCUUGUCCAGACCUACUUUCCGUUUGUAAUUUUGAAAUAGGAGGUGCACAUACCAUCCAACGAUCUAUGGCAUCAUGCAUGUGUAGGCCAAACUGUUAAUAUCUCUGAUGUUAUAGAAGAAGGCCUCAGAAACUGAAAGAAACCACCCUCCUAGUAUGUCGAAGUUUCAACUACAUUUAUGAAAACUGGUAGGAAAUGGAGCACACAUAUUUUUAGGGGAAUAAAAGAAAAUAAAAGAAUUGUGGAUUGUACAGCAAUGAUACUGUUAUCUUGUAGAGAAAAAAGUCAUUAUUAAGUGUCAAGGCAAUAUGAGUAAAUGAAAAAAGACUGUUAAAGUAGCUGAUGUCAUGCAUUUGCCUGUUUAAUCCCCUCCAGCAUCCUCCUCCAAAGAUAUUCCCCAGGAUUGUAGUAUGUGGAGUAUAGUUUUUAUUAUUCUUUUAAAAUCAGAAAUGAUCUCUAUCACCUUGCCUCCUAUCUGACGUGCAGUGGAAAUGGGAUAAACCAGUUGUUUAUAUUUUGUUUACAAAUAUAAAAAUAGCUGUUUAGGAGAAUAUUUUGUCAAUUUUUUGUAAAUUUUUGAAAUGCUAGUAAUGUGUUUUCACUAGCAGGUAUUUGUUGCAAACUGAAUGUCAUCUUCCUUAAGGAGGUGACAGCUGUGUAAUCUGUAUUGCUCUUUACGUCUUGUUAAAAACAAACAAACAAAUAAAACGAGUUCUGUUUAUAUUGCACAUUUUUUGUUGUUAUAACAAAAAGGUGUCCAAGAUAAUGUUUCCUAUAUUUUUUCAUUGUUUAAUUUUAACUGGAACAUUUAGAAAGAAGAAAAAAUGAAUGUGUAUGUUAUUAAUUCCUUAGGGGCACAAAGAGGACAAUAAUAUCUGAUCUUUUGAAAUCUGAAAAGCACCUUUAGAUGACCAAGCAAAACGACUUUUAAAAAUGGGAAUGAAAAUAGGAGUGAUCACCGGUUUCUGCAAUUCAUAAAACUUUUAGAUAGCAGUUGUUACAACCAUGUUUUUAUAGAUAGACAUUAGAAUUAAGAUAGCAUAUGUUUAUAUAUUGUUACUUUCAUCCUUUCAUUUCCCAUGUGUUUAGAAAUAGAUUAUACAUGUGUUUUGCUUGCCAUUUGAAUGAUUUCAUAGAUGAAUAGAAAACAUUUAGGUUUCUCUUACAUUUAAUUAUGAAGACAAUUGGAACAGUACUUCUUGAAGAGACUCUGUAUGUCCUAGAAUAAGCAAUAGAACAUGCUGCUCCUGAUUUUUCUUAUAUUUUCCCAGCCAACCUACUAGCACAGUGAUACCACCAUGACUUCACAGACGUGGUCUAGGAAUUGUACUCUUACCCAAAUAUGAAGAAUAAAACUUAUCAAAGGUA